Ichthyophthirius multifiliis is the source of this 1952-nucleotide messenger RNA. Its product is annotated as mitochondrial processing peptidase beta, putative. Gene Ontology annotation, cellular component: mitochondrion. The record is from RefSeq and is a predicted model, not a curated record. Gene Ontology annotation, molecular function: metal ion binding. Lineage: Eukaryota; Ciliophora; Oligohymenophorea; Hymenostomatida. The transcript is spliced from 8 exons.
AUGAAAUUAUCUACUUCAACAGAAUGGUUAUAUUUUCAUUUAUGGAAAAAAAACCCUGAAACCCAAUCAAGUUGUCCCGGUGUAUUUAUUCCAGACACUGUCAUAUAUAGAUGGGCACAACCUUAUUAUUGGUACUUCACUAACCGAAAUGGUCAAUUAAUUCGCAAAACAAAAGAAAGAAUCGAAAAUUAACAUUUAAAAGAAGAAGUUCCUGCACUUAUAUUUAAAUUAUGGAAAAACAUUACUCCCUAAAUAUAUAAAAAAUUAAAAAAUAAUCACUCUUGGUUACAAUUAACAACUAAAGUUUGCGAAUAAUGCUAUAUUGAAUACACUGAAGGUACUUUAGAGAGUACUUUUAUAAUAAACCAAAGCGGGUUAUUAAGAGAAAUAAAAGUGAAUAGAUUAGAAACUUUAUCUAAUGGAGUUAGAGUAGCCGUUGAACCUUCAACUGCUGUUGGACUUGCAUCAGUAUCAGUAUGUGUAAAAGCUGGAACAAGAUAAGAAACUUUAUAAACAUCUGGAGUUUGUUAAUUCUUAAAAAAAUUAAAUUUAAGAGGUACAUAAAAAAGGAGCCGUGAGCAAAUAGAAAACGAAUUAUCUAAUUUUGGAGGAAAUUUGAAUGUAAAAAUUGGAAGAGAAACUACAGUAUACACAUUAUCAUUCCAGUCUUCCUAAAUGGAACAAGCAGUCGACUUUUUAGGUGAUAUUCUCCAAAAUUCAGUCUACAACAAAUCUCAAAUAGAAGCUGAAAAAGAUGCAAUAUACCAUAAUGCAGUAACAAAUUAAAAUAAUUAAGAAAGUGUUAUUUUAGAAUCUGUCCAUUUCACGUCAUAUAGAGAUCAUUUUAUGGGUUAACCUUCACAUGGUAUAAGAGAAAAUAUUCAUAAUAUAACUGAAGAAGAUGUCAUUUAAUUCCAUAAAGCCAACUAUGUAGCUGAAAACUUUGUAAUAGCUGGUGCAGGAAAUUUGAAUUAAGAAGCUUUUCUUAAAGCUGUAUAAAAUUCUUUCGGAAAUGUUUAAAAAAAGAUAAUUUAGUUCCUGUUGUUAAUUCUGAAUAACCUUACUUCACACCUUCUGUGGUAAAUAUUUUUUUCAAUAUAUUUAUACAAUAUAUUUUUUUUAAAGAUGACAAUGAGAGACGAUGAAUUACAUAAUGUUAAUAUAGGUGUAUUUUUCUCAGCUCCUUCUUGGACAGACCCUGAUUUCUUCGCCAUGCAUUUCUUUUAGAGAGUUUUAGGUGAAUAUCAAGCUGACAAAUAUACAGGAUAGCAUUUAAAUACAUCUGAUAGAUAAUAUAAUUUAUUACAUAAAGAAUUAGGUAAUUUACCUGAUGUUACUUUACAUAAAUGCCAUUAUUUACCUUAUUCUGAUACAGGACUUUUCGGUAAUUAUUUAUUUGGAAAUGAAGUUUUUGCUAAUUAAAUGUUAUUCCUUUCUUAAAUGAUUCUUACUGAGUAUGCCUCAUAUAUCAACUAGGCCGAAGUCUUUAGAGCCAGAGCAAAAAUCUUCAAUGAAUUAUUAGCUGAAUAAAAUUCUGCAGAUGUCUCUUCUACUAUUGCAAGUUAAGUUACUUAUUUGAAUCGAAGAAUUCCUAGAAGUGAAUUCGCUAGAAGAAUUUCGAAUUAUGAUUAAGGUUUAUUAAAUAGAGCUGCCACUAGAUGGUUCUGGGAUAAGGAUAUUGCAGUUGUUACUUGGGGACCUGUUCAUCACCUUAUGUCUGGAUCUAUGUACAAUAGACCUAUUAAAAGGUCUACUUUGGGAUGGUAUGGAAAUACUUAAUAUAUUAGCCAUUGAACAAAAACAAAAAAACAUAUUUUUUAUACAUAUUUGAAAUAAAUGCAUAAUAUUUUAUUAAAAUAAAAUUAUUAUUUUAAAUCAUUUUUUUUUAAUAAAAAAGUAUUUUAAUUAAGAUAUAAAUAAUAUUUUAUUUUAAUUAAAAAUUUAAUUCUUUU